Molecule: messenger RNA, 1482 nt
Organism: Acanthamoeba castellanii str. Neff
Lineage: Eukaryota; Discosea; Longamoebia; Acanthamoebidae
Exons: 2
Coding region: 1-1482 (493 amino acids)
Molecular function (GO): endonuclease activity
Source: RefSeq, a predicted model, not a curated record
AUGGAGAGCCCAAGCACCACGCCAACUGCGAAGAGCAAGCAGAGUCCGGCAGCAGGCGCCGAUCACGUCAGCCAUCCCCACCCCGGAGUAGGCCCGGAGCCUCCGUUGGGGCAGCAGGCCUCAGGGGCGGACGUCGACUCCAGUGCCGCCGCCGCGGCCCUGCUGCCCCAGCUGACCCAGAGCCUAGUGAUGCUGGCCGACAAGGUGGAGACCCUUGGGGCCACCCUGCGGGAGGUACACGCCGACAUGGCGGUACUCAAGGCCCAGUACGGGGCGCUGGCCGCCGCGGCCCAGGGCUGUGCCACCUACGGCGUCCAGAUGACCGUCACCUUCACACCGCAGCCUCUCCCGCAGCAGCAGCCCCACCACCCCGUCGGCGCCCCGUCCCCUUUGCCUCAUGGGCACCACCGCCACCACGUCGCCCCCGCCCCGGCCACGCCCGGCCACGUCACACCGCACGUCAUGUCGCCGUCGCCCGCGCCGCUAAGGAAAUUUGUCGACAACGUUGCCACGGCCACGGCCAGGGCUGGUACGCCUCCGCAGCCAUUCGGAGCUGCGCAGACCGGAGGCAGCGCAGCUGCGGCGGCGCCUCGAGGCCUCCACAAGGCCGAGCGCCACCACCCGCGGAAGCGGACUUCCUCCACGGGCCCGGCGGACCACAGGUUGCCCGCGAGCUACGAUGGGCGGCCGGCCAAGAAGCCGCGGCGGGACAAGAACAAGAUGUUCGUGUUCUUGGACCACAUCAACAACAGCCGGGUGGUCGACGACGACGAAGGCGAUGCCGGUGACGUUGACGACGACGAGGACAACAGGAGCGGCAGGCGAGAGGGCGAGCUCGAAAUAGUGGCGGGCAGCUCGGACGAAGAAGGAGAGGCGGUGGAAGAGGCGGUGGCCGAGACCAGCUCCGAGGGCGAGGAAGAAGAGGAGGAUAGAGAAGAGAAUGAAAGCGACGAGGAGGACGGGGAGAACCAGGCGGCUUCUUCCUCGACCACGGCGGCGAUACUGGCGGACAUCGGGGAGCCACCGCACAGGGAGCCGAUCACGUGGAUCGGCGUCGACGUGCCAGUGGAGGGCAAGCCGCUCAACCACCGCCUCAUGCCCGAGAAGAUCACCAAGUCUGACCAGCUGCACGUCUUCUGGCAGCGCAUGAAGCAAAACAUCGUGGUCGAGACAUCGGGGAAGGGCUGCUGGCUCUGCACGUGCGUGCGACCGACCCCGAACUCGUACGUGCGCAAGUCGGUCGCGGGCAAGAAGUUCUUCGCGCACAUCCUCACGUACCUGGUGUGGAACCGCACGAUCGACGUCAACCUGCCCGUCGUGCAGCUCUGCGGCAACCGCGUGUGCCUCAACCCCAAGCACCUCUCGCAGGUCAAGAACGGCCCGCUCGACACCGACCAGCGGGCCGACUGUCUCGAACGCCGCUCGCUCGAGACCUGCCCGUUCUCGCCGCCCUGCAUCGGUCACCACAGCUCGAGCAACUGA